AUUCCCAUCCCUCUUACCAGUGCCCUGCCUUUCCUUUCUUAACCGACAAAUUUUCAGAUUUAAGUGAAGCCAAACAUGUCAGAUGUUACUUCUUAAAGCUUUUUAGAUAAACCUGACUGAUAGACAGAAGAGCAGAGGCCAAAGUUCAACUUCAGUAAGUUGCAACCAGCUGUGCCUGUUGUGUCACAUAAUCACGUAUUAAGCAGAAUGUCUCCUGUUAGGUUUGUGGUUUCAUCAAUAUGUUCAUCAUGGCUGCAGAGAGACAUGAAACCAUCGUAACCAUGCUGAGCUGUGGUUCAUCCUGUAGCGCUAAUCUAUAAUGUUUACAGUCUGUCUUCUUCACUGACUGAGUGAAGUCAGAGAUCAGCAGCAGAUCAAAUCAUGCAGCAGGUAGUUUGGAUCAGUGUGGUUCUGCUGAAUGUCGUCUGGAUCUCCUUCUUCUUAACUCCAGAUCUGGACUUCUCAGUGUUUGUGCAGAGGAGAAGCAUCAGCAGCUCUGAUGAGACGUUCAUGAUGGAGUUCUGCCUUCAGCCAGACUCUGACAGGAAGUGGACAUCAGCUGGACCUUCAGUCAGCGGUCCAGAUGGAGACAUCAGCACCGUCACAGAACGUCCUGUGAAUAGAAAGAAAACUCAACAUGAAGAAUCCAACUCAGGUGACAAGUUUCCAACAUCUGCAGCUCCUGAUCCUGAUCAGAUUGAUUUGAAUGGACCGACUGUAUCUACUGAUGAACAGAGACUGACUUCACCACCAGAGUUCAGCUCCAGCUCUGAAGCUGAUCCUGUUACAAAGAUUCCAACAACUACUAGAAAUCAGAAGGUCACCAUCAACCGACCCAGACAGCACAAAAUCACCCUCAGUCCACUCAGUCCAGGACCAGGAAUGAAUGGGAAGAAAACACAAACUCCAAAAUCCAGCCCUGAUGACAAGUUUCCAACAUCUGCAGCUCCUGAUCCUGAUGAAAUCAGCUUGGCUGAACCGACUGUAUCUGUUCAUGAACAGAGACUGACUUCACCAGCAGGAUUGAACUCCAGCUCUAAUCUUGUUACAAAGAUUCAAACAACUCCCAGAAAUCAGAGGAUGGACAUCAGCCGACCCGUCCAGCAGGAACUACUCCCUACUGUCAGACAAAUGAGUCUAGCGUUUCCUGAUGACUGCUGCUUUGUGUUAAUGAAAGGACCAGUGAAUGAGAAGCUUAUCGCUUCAUUUGAGGUGACUGAUUCCUGCUGCCCCAUGAAUGCAGCCAUUUUGAUAACAAAAAAGGCACAACAUCUCUGCGUGGAUCCAAAGGAACCCUGGGUGAAAAGGAUUAUUGAUUUUCUGCAGACAAGGGAUUUGGAUGGACCGACUCUGUCCACUCAGUCUGAGGUCAGCUCAUCCCCGAUGCUGAGGCAUCACUCUGACGUUAACCUCGCUUUGAAGAUUCCAACAACUCCACGACAUCAGAAGGUCAACACCACCCUCAGUCCACUCGGCACAGAGCCAGAAAAUGGAACUGGUCCGAUUGAGUGCUGCUUCCAGGUUUGCAAAAACCCAGUCGACAUAAGAGAGAUCGCUUCGUUUCACAUGACUGAUCCUCUGUGCCCCACAAGUGCAGCUGUUUUAAUAACAAAAACAGCGAAACACCUCUGUGCGGAUCCAGAGGAACAAUGGGUGAAGACGAUUAUUAAUUUUCUAGAGAAAAAGGCCCCAUAGAGGAACGUCACCAUGUCCUGCUUUAUCAGAUCAUGUGAAGAACAUUUAAAGUGAUCAUGAUUUUGGUAUCAGAAUAAUCUGGUCCAAGCAAUCAAAGAUUUUGUUUUAAAGUUAAAAUAAUUGUUUAUUUGUCUAAAAAAAUGUUUUGUAAAUUUUGUACAACUAUCCUAGAGCAGGGAUUGUAACCAGAUGAGUUUUAUCCACGAAUGAAAAAAU
This is a messenger RNA of Poecilia latipinna (sailfin molly), 1911 nucleotides long. RefSeq lists its product as uncharacterized. Gene Ontology annotation, biological process: immune response. Gene Ontology annotation, molecular function: chemokine activity. Gene Ontology annotation, cellular component: extracellular region. Lineage: Eukaryota; Metazoa; Chordata; Actinopteri; Cyprinodontiformes; Poeciliidae. The transcript is spliced from 11 exons. The record is from RefSeq and is a predicted model, not a curated record. Bases 382 to 1695 code for a protein of 437 amino acids.